This is a messenger RNA of Funneliformis mosseae, 552 nucleotides long. The record is from the annotation of a GenBank genome assembly. Lineage: Eukaryota; Fungi; Glomeromycota; Glomeromycetes; Glomerales; Glomeraceae.
AUGGAUGAAUUAUUACAGAGUAGGCCGUUAGCUCAAUCAAACAGAGACUAUGAACGCCAAACAUACAAUCUUGAACAGGAUAUAGUUUUACGUAAUACUCCUAAAGCAUACAACCAAACGGUAAAGUUAAUAGAUGAGAAUGAACGUCUCAAACGUGAAAUUGAUACUUUAAAAUAUAAUCUUAGAGAUCGAGAUAAUAAAUUAGCUCAGAAAAAAACUCGUAUUACAGAUUUACAUUGUCAAAACUUUGCAUUAACAUUAUUAAGAUACCAAGAUAGAGUAGAACUUAUAAAUACUCAAGAAACUUUACAAAAUGCUCAGAUAUGGAAUGUAAAAAAUGAAUAUGAAUCAGAUGAAAAUUCUCAAGAUAAUAUUAAUGAGAAGCAACCUUCAAGUAAAAUAUCAAGCUGUUGUACUACAGUAAUACAGGAUACUGCUCAAGAUACAGAGACAUUAGAAUCAUUAGAGGAAUGGCAUGCUCUUGAAGGUUUUGAUCGGUCAAAGAUAGCGAAGCAAGCACCAAAAAUGUUAAAAAAAAUGCGUGAAUUGUGA